CGCCUGCGUCGGGCUCUCAACUUUUGGUUCUUCUUCACUCAUUCAUUGUCACAUUGCAUCUUCAACUUCGUUCUUUCGAAGCCCCAAGGUAUCCUGUUCUUCUGACAUAGCGCGCUGCUCGAAAUGGUCCGCAGGCUCUCUGCCGGCCAUUUAUUAGCCACCGCUAUAUCCCUAAUCAUUCCUACCCAAGCCGUGAGCCUGGAAGCCACACUCGCGGACCAGGCAAACCUCACAGCGUUCCGCGGUUUAGUAAAGAAUCACACCCACGUAUUCGCCGAUCUGCCCGAGGGCGUGACUGUUGUCGCUCCAACCGACAAUGCCUUCGGCAAAGUCGGCGACUGGGGAACGUACAACGCAAGCGUGGUCGAGGCAACGCUGAAGUACCACAUCCUCAAGCAGGCAAUUGCCAUGCCCUCCAUCGCCAAGGGCGACUCCAUAUGGGCAUCGACGAUCCUGACCGACCAGGGAUUUGCCAACGUGACCAACGGCCAACGGCUUCUCCUGACCAAGCAGCCGGGCGGAGAGGUGGUCCUGACCUCGGGCUUCGCGACGCGGGGCACCGUAGUGGUGGAGGAUGUCGCAUUCGACCACGGGCUGGUGCAGAUCAUCGACUCGGUGAUGCGCAUCCCCGAGUCUCUCCCCUCGACCGCCCGCAGCGCGUACACGGACCUCACGGCCUUCGUCGGCGCGCUUUACGCCACCGAUCUGAUGCGCGAGCUCCUGAACGAAAAGGACGUGACCAUCUUCGCGCCGCACAACGCCGCCUUCCAGCAGCUCGCGGGCACGCUCGCGGCCAUGGACAGGGAGAAGCUGCGGCGCGUGCUGCGGUACCACAUCGUGCCGGGGCGCGUGGCGCACCUCUGGGAGCUGCGCAACGGCAGCGCGCUCGCCACGGCCGACAGCGGCAACAGGGCGACGGUCACGCGCAGCAACUUUGUCUAUGUCAACUCGGCCCGGGUCAUCCAGUCCGACAUCCUGAUCGCGAACGGGGUCGUGCACAUGGUCGAGGGCGUCCUUAACCCGGACAAGGCGGACGCGCGGCCCGAUGAGACGCUCACCACGGCCCAGCCGCCUGUCUUUCCGUCGCUUGUUGGGCCGACGGCUACGGGCUCGACGGUGCCGACGCCGUUUGCGUCCGCGUUGCCGUGCACGGCCAGCUGUGCUACUACGCGGCCGAGCGCUGCUGCUACGGGGGCGGGUGAGCAGGGGGCUAGCUCAAAGAAUGCUGGGGUGUCUGCAAGAUGUACAGGAUUGGUUGGGGCGGGUGUUGGUGUUGGGUUGAUGGUUGGUGGUCUCAUGCUGGGGUUGUAGUAGUCUAUACUGUUUAUACUGGGAUACCUUCAACAACGACAACAUUCAGGGGCAGAGUGGUGGAUGCUUGAUACUCUUUGAUUGUCUUCUAUUCGCAGAUACCCUUCUUCUGAGUCAAUGGUAUUCCAUUUUAUAUCUCGUUUCACGGUUACAAUAGAGCUCCCUCCAUUGUUCAACAUCACGCUGGAUUGUGCGAGAUCAUUUUGUAGUACAAUAGGGGUAUGUCUCACCCGUCACCCGCG
This is a messenger RNA of Chaetomium strumarium, 1553 nucleotides long. RefSeq names its product FAS1 domain-containing protein. Gene Ontology annotation, cellular component: fungal-type vacuole membrane. The transcript has 2 exons. The coding region runs from base 124 to 1311 and encodes 395 amino acids. Gene Ontology annotation, biological process: macroautophagy. The record is from RefSeq and is a predicted model, not a curated record. Lineage: Eukaryota; Fungi; Ascomycota; Sordariomycetes; Sordariales; Chaetomiaceae.